This is a messenger RNA of Cydia strobilella, 3443 nucleotides long. Its product is annotated as regulator of G-protein signaling 9. Gene Ontology annotation, biological process: regulation of G protein-coupled receptor signaling pathway; positive regulation of GTPase activity; G protein-coupled receptor signaling pathway. NCBI's taxonomy places the organism in Eukaryota, Metazoa, Arthropoda, Insecta, Lepidoptera, Tortricidae. The record is from RefSeq and is a predicted model, not a curated record. Gene Ontology annotation, cellular component: cytoplasm; neuron projection; plasma membrane. Gene Ontology annotation, molecular function: GTPase activator activity. Bases 327 to 3260 code for a protein of 977 amino acids. The transcript has 14 exons.
UAAACUAUAGUUGUGUUGAUUCGCGACCCUCGCGCUUUGUUCUCGUCGCAUGCUCUGCUCAUGACGGAUAGGUAAUGUUAUCAGUAGUACGCACGUUGCCCCAAUAUCGCGACGUCACACAAGCUAUCUUCGAUUUAUCUGAACUCUACCGAGCGGGCUCCCAGCGUCGAUAAACGGCCGUGUGCUGCGCAUCCAGCUGCUCCGAUGCCUUGUCGGUGUCGGGGGCGCAGCGCGGGCGCGAGCGGCAUGCGGCCCCUGCGGCAGACGCCCAUGGAGGUCGGCUAGCGCGCGCCCAGCCCCCGCGCCCCUCCCCCCGCCCCACAGCCAUGGAACUCUCUGACGUGCCGAGACACCGACCCCUUGCCUUCGAUAAGAUGGAAAGUUUAAUAAAAGAAAUGCAAGAUCCUGAAUCGGGUGUGCCUGUUCGAAGUCAAAAACUCUUUCUCACCUACAUUCCGUCUGCUUUUAUGGCCAACGCGAAGAAAGAGGCACUAGAAAUGUCUCACUCGGCUCACUCAGGUUAUGAUCUUGUCGAAUGGCUAAUGGACCGGUUCAACCUCGACGAACAAAGUAACGUUGAAGCAAUAAAUUUAGCCAAUCAACUCUGCCAGUAUGGUUACUUCUUUCCUGUCAACGAUUCGAAAAACUUAGUGUUAAAAGAUGAUUCUUCUCUAUAUAGAUUUCAAAGCCCAUAUUAUUGGCCGUGGCAACCGCCACGGGUCGGCGGCUCGGCGCCCGGCCUGGCCGGCUCCGACAACGUCGAGUACGCCAUUUACCUUGUGAAGCGAACGCUGCGCAACAAGCAGCGACAUGGUCUCGAAGACCACGAGGUCGAAGCGCUCGCCAACCUGAAGAAGAACCUGGCUGCAAAGUGGGACUUCAUUACUAUGCAGGCUGAAGAGCAGGUGCGGCUAGCGAAAGAUCGCAAGAAGGGGGAUAAGAUAGUCAGCGACAGCCAAGAGCGAGCCUACUGGAGAGUGGCGCGGCCACCGCCUGGACAGCCGAGCGUGCAGGAAACCUGCCCCGUACCUGUCCGCUCGAGGGUACCCAAGGCCAAAAAGCGGACCAUCCAGCAAAUCACCAGGGAGAUCGAACAUCUAAACGCGAGCCUGGACCGUACGCGAGUGAAGACGUCUAUUGCCCUUGAGGCCCUUAUGGCGUACUCGGAGACGUUCACUCCCUACGAUCCCUGGCUCACGCCGCCGCAGCCCUCCAACCCUUGGAUCAGCGACGACACGUUGUAUUGGCAAAUCAACAGUCCCUUAGUGGAAGUGCCAAGUGAAAAGCGCGUUCAACGUUGGGCGAUAAGCAUCGACGAGCUAGUGUCAGAUCCUACGGGGCUGCAGGAGUUCACCAGUUUCCUGCGCAAGGAGUACUCUCACGAGAACAUCCGGUUCUGGCUGGCUGUGAUGGAUCUGAGGAGGAGCAGUGUCAAGCAAAUAGCGAAGAAGCUUGAGCAGAUUUACGAAGAAUUCCUAAAGCCCGGCGCGCCGUGUGAGAUCAACAUCGACGGUGCGACAAUGGACCGCGUGGUUGAAGACAUGCGGACCGGCUCGCGGUACGCGUUGGACCACGCCGCCGACCACGUGUACUCGCUGCUGCUGAAGAAGGACUGUUAUCCGCGGUUCGUGCGCUCCGACCACUUCCGGAGGCUGCUGGAGGAGGGCAAGAAUGUGCAUCAGAAAAAGAAAUUCUUCAACUUCGGCGGCGGUCAAGUAAAGAAGAAACCGGGCAGCACCGCGACCAGCGGACUGUCGCGGCGGCGCGGCUCGGACCGGUCGCUGUCGGGCUCCGCGCACGAACUAGCGGUGUGCGCCGCGCAGCCGCCGCGUCUGGCUGAGCCGCCGCCCCACUCGCACUCGCAGUCCAACCUGGCCGACAUCCCCUUCAGGGAUCCAAUGGACGAUGACAGAUCGGACGUGGCGCCAUGGGAGACAUCAAGUCGGGAGAGCUCAUCUUACAGCGGCGCGCAACGUCGACAGGACUCCGCCGCCGACUCGGGCAGCUCCUCGUCCGACGUCAGCGCAGCCGUGUGCGGCGAGCGCGCGCGCCGCCUGCCGCAGCAGAGCACGCUGGACGGCGGGCUGCGCGGCGCGCCGCCGCCCCUGCGCCGCCUGUCCGCCGUCGAGCCGCGCCACCUCGCGCCGCUCGCCUCCCCGCCGCGUCCACGCCCCGCGCCCGCCGCCGCGCCCGUCGCUGCACCCGCCGCCGCACCCGCGCAGCCCCCGCACCCGACGCCCACCAUCAGCGUCAGCUCCGCGCCAGACGACGACUCCGCCUGCGAGCCCCCCGACUCGCCCGACGAGCCGCGCUCGCUCGCCGUCUCCGACGAGCCCUCGUCCGUGUUCGCGUCUGCCGACGCCACGCCCACCGAGCCGGCGCGCACCGCUCUGCGCGCUCUCGAGGACGCGCCCGUGCUCGACCCGGCGACGAUCGAGGAGACCGGUCCGGCCUCGAAAACUGGCAGCAAAAUCGGCGAUCUUCCAGAGAGGGCAGAGAGCGUUCCCGGGAGCGACGACGCGGAAUCGUCGCCGGCGCGGGCGCCCGCGGCCGUGCCCGCCGCGGCGCCACCCGCGCCCGCCGGCCCGACGCCGGACAGUCCCGCGCCGGUCACCCCGGCUAGUCCCGCGGCGGUGGUGGCAAGCAGCAUUGCGGCGGUGGUGCCGAGCAGGACUGCGGCGGUGGUGCCGAGUAGCACUGCGGCAGUGGUGCCGAGUAGCACUGCGGCAGUGGCGCCGGCUGCUGCGGCGCUCGCGGCUCCCGAGCCCCCCUCGCCGCCUCCCGUGGCCGUGCCGCCGCCCGCCCCCGCACCGGAGCCGGCGGGCUCGACGGUGCCCCCGACGGCGCCCCUGGCAGCGGGCUCGGCGGCGGGCUCGGCGGCGCCCCCAGCAGCGCGCCCGCCGGAAGUCGCAGGCGCUCAGGGCGCGUGGUCCCCCGUGCGGCCGCCGCCGACGCCGGUGGCGCCGCUCGCCGUGGGGGAGGACAUCGGGGUCGACGACGACCACGUAGACAAAGUGCCUUCGGCGCCCCCGCCGGUCCCGACGGACACCGCGGCGGCGGCCGAGUCGGACGCGACGAAAAAAAUUGCUCACAAAGACGAACUGUCGUCGGUUUCGAAAUCUAAUAUUGUUAAGCGUGAUAAUAAGAGCGACCUCGGUGAUCGUAAACAGCGGAACGACAUUUGUCCCUGGGAGGACGAGAACUCGUGUGAGAGUGAUGCUCCAUUUGUUAAAACGUAUGCAACGCUCGGUUACUUAUAACUUUUAAUUUGUGUAGGAAAAUAUCAAGAAUAUUUUAAAAUUGUCAGGGUUCAUAAUAGAAGAUUGAAAUAAUAUAAAUUUAAUUUUUUAUCUUAGAUCCUAUGUUCUAAUUAUCACAGAUUAGAUCAUUAUUAUGUAAUUAUAUGAAUAUUUUAAAGUAAAUGAUCGUUAAUUAUUAGAAAA